This is a messenger RNA of Plectropomus leopardus (leopard coralgrouper), 953 nucleotides long. It is a transcript of the gene ucmaa, whose product is annotated as upper zone of growth plate and cartilage matrix associated a. Gene Ontology annotation, biological process: embryonic skeletal system development; regulation of osteoblast differentiation. The record is from RefSeq and is a predicted model, not a curated record. Gene Ontology annotation, cellular component: extracellular matrix. Lineage: Eukaryota; Metazoa; Chordata; Actinopteri; Perciformes; Serranidae.
CCUCUCCUCUCUCAGUUCAUUUCAGCUCACUAAGGUGUGGUGCUUAGUCCAAGAGAAUUUGUGCUUGUAAUCCUUUUACUAUCAAGAUGUCCUGGACUCGAGUCUUUGCGCUCUCUUUGAUCACCAUCCUCCUCAUCCUCACCUUUUCCAGCGUGGUGGAAAAUGCGGCAGUGCGGGACAACUCAAAACCAAGCAAUCCAAAAGGGCCAGCACGGCAGGUGUUCAUGCCCAAGUCGGACGCCGCUAACGUUUUCAAACGCCGCAGUCGCCGCUCUACCCGAUACUAUGAGCUCCAAGCUGAGCAGAGGGUUAAGAUUUCUGCGAACGAGCGAUGGAGGGAGUACAAUGAGGAGCAAAGGGACGAGUACGACAUCUACACCAGGGAGCUGCAUGAAGAGCAAACUGAGAGAUCAAGGGAGACGACUGAGCAGUAUCGAGAGUAUCACUACGAUGGCCUCUAUCCUCGCUACUACUGGUUCCACUGAGUCUCAUGGAGGGCCAGGCUACAGCACCUCUCAUCAGAGCAGUGCUCAUACUGCCAUCACCUGACCCAAAGGUGAUUGCUGACACUUUGAGAGCAAGUGCUAAUCAUGUCCAUAUUUCUUUCUACUUUAAUCUACAAAAUAAAGGUUUUAUUUGCUUUGACUUUUUAUGAAAACCUAAAUUGUGCAAUAUGUCUCCACGUCAAACUGUAAAAUGUAUUAAAAGUGCAGUUUUUGUGUUGUUAGCUAAACGUUGUCAUAAUAAAUGGAGGCUAUGUGUUUUGCAUGCUUUUUUACUGCCUUCUUUACAUGUACAUACAAGCUAGAAUGUCCUUUAUGUCAGCCUGUGGCAUUAGCAGCAGUAAAACAACCUUGUACAUCAACAAGCGAUUUGAUAGUGGCUUCGUUUUUGCAAAGAGACUGGCUUAAUGUGUUUAAAUCAAAAUGACAAAUAAAGAUGAGUUUCCUGAA